This is a messenger RNA of Hemibagrus wyckioides, 6798 nucleotides long. RefSeq names its product membrane-associated phosphatidylinositol transfer protein 2. Gene Ontology annotation, biological process: phospholipid transport. Lineage: Eukaryota; Metazoa; Chordata; Actinopteri; Siluriformes; Bagridae. Gene Ontology annotation, molecular function: phosphatidylcholine intramembrane carrier activity; phosphatidylinositol transfer activity; phosphatidylcholine binding. The coding region runs from base 823 to 5070 and encodes 1415 amino acids. The transcript has 27 exons. Gene Ontology annotation, cellular component: cytoplasm. The record is from RefSeq and is a predicted model, not a curated record.
GACGGAUAAAGAGCAAUGGCGUGAGGAGGAGUGAAUGUGUCUGAUACAAGAACUUAAUCAUCACUGCGGAGAUGAUGAUGAUGGUGCUGCUGCUGAUGCUUUCUAUUUCUUUGCGGAUGAUAAAUAAGAGGAGGAAAGGAGGUGGGAAGCUGUGGCACAACGCGGACUGUACAUCGGCUUGUGUUUUUGAAUGAGGCGGGACACAGGGCUCCCGGGCUCAGAGAGAGACACAUUGCUGCACAUCUAGAGUCUCUGACAGCGACGAAGCGCGCUGACGAUAAACAGACAAACCUCAGGACUGCGCCUUGAUAUCAGCGUUACAGCCAAGACACAAGAGAAACCUGGCGCGUGGAAAGACGUUUAAUUGGUUCGUCUCGUGCUCGCUACCUUUUGAAGUCAGCUAGCGUGCUCUGCUAGCUAACAGCGGGACAUAGCAUAGCAUUGCACACACUGACGACGUCGACCUGCGAAAGACACACACACACACACACACACAUACAUACAUACACAUAUUGUUCAUGGGUUGGCAAGCUGGGGAAUUUGCCAAGCAAAUGGCCAUGCGUCACAAAUAGCCUGCUAGAGAAGCGCUUCAAGCUCUAAAUCCAGAUAAAUUACAGGCAACAGACUCCAAAGUUGGCAUCACACUGUACGACGAGCAAUCUUGUCAUCCGACACCACUCACACUGUACAACUCGACGUCUUGAUGUGACGCUGAAAACCUUAUCAUGAAGGUAUUCGGGAUGAACUUGGCUCCAGCCCUCUGACGUGCCCGAGCUAGGGCCUGCCUGGUGGAUUCCUCAUUCGCCCCGCUCCACUGCCAACAUGCUGAUUAAAGAGUACCGCAUCCCCAUGCCCAUGAGCGUGGAGGAGUACCGCAUUGCCCAGCUCUACAUGAUCCAGAAAAAGAGUCGAGAGGAGAGCGAGGGCGAGGGCAGUGGCGUGGAGAUCCUGGAGAAUCGACCCUACACGGACGGGCCCGGCGGCUCGGGACAGUACACACACAAAGUGUACCACAUCGGGCAGCACAUCCCCAGUUGGUUCCGCUCCAUCCUGCCCAAAGCAGCUCUACGUGUGGAGGAGGAGUCCUGGAACGCAUACCCUUUCACACGCACCCGUUACACGUGUCCUUUUGUGGAAAAGUUCUCUAUCGACAUUGAGACGUACUAUAAGCCUGAUACGGGGAACCAGAACAAUGUCUUCAAUUUGUCUUCAGCAGAGAAAAGGCUGCGUGAUAUCGAUCCUAUAGACAUUGUGAAAGAUGUUAUUGCACCUCAUGAGUACUUGGCUGAAGAGGAUCCCAAGCUGUACAAGUCGGUGAAGACUCAGCGAGGCCCUCUGUCAGACAACUGGAUUCAGGAGAUUAGCCAUAACCCGGGCAAGAUGCCUGUCAUGUGCGCCUACAAGCUGUGCAAAGUGGAGUUCCGCUACUGGGGCAUGCAGUCCAAGAUCGAGCGCUUCAUUCACGACGUGGGUCUGAGGAAAGUGAUGGUGCGUGCACACCGGCAGGCCUGGUGUUGGCAGGACGAAUGGUAUGGCCUGACCAUGGAAGACAUCCGGCAACUGGAGCUGGAGACUCAGCUGGCCCUGGCCAAGAAGAUGGCGCAGUACAGCUGCAACGAGGACGGAGGAGAGGGCAACACCAGUCCUGCCAAAGAACAGGACGCCAAGGAGGCCAUCAACGCCAUCGAGAACGAAAGUGCAACGCGGACUCUCGGAGACACGCUGCAGGCCCGGGGAGAACUCACCAAGCAGUGGUCCACCUCGUCCAGAUCCUCCCGUUCCUCAAAAAGAGGAGCAGCAAGCCCGUCUCGACACAGCAUUUCCGAAUGGCGCAUGCAGAGCAUCGCCCGCGACUCGGACGACAGCACGGAUGACGAGUUCUUUGAUGCACACGAAGACCUCUCAGACAAUGAGGAGAUAUUCGCCAAAGAGAUCACCAAGUGGAAUUCCAACGACCUGAUGGACAAAAUCGAGACGGCGGAGGUGGACGAGCCCCAAAGUGACUUGUACCAGGACUCUGGGGUUGAGUACACCGAAGCUGAGAAUGUCCAGAGACUUAAUGAGGAUGGCUCGGGUCAGCAGGGCCUUCAGUCGUCGAAGGUGCACGUGUUGCUCCUGGUCCUGCACGGCGGCAACAUCCUGGACACAGGAGGCGGGGAGCAGAGCAGCAAGCAGGCAGACGUCAACACCAUCAGCUCGGUGUUCGAGACAGUCAUGCGUGUCCAUUACCCGGCAGCUCUGGGCCGCAUCGCCAUCCGCACGGUGCCCUGCCCCGCCGUGUGCGUGGAGGCUUUCUCACUCGUCUCGAAUUUAAGUCCGUACAGCUAUGACGAGGGCUGCCUCUCUAACAGCCAGGACCACAUCCCUCUCGCUGCGCUGCCUUUGCUGGCCACGUCCGCUCCUCAGUACCAGGAUGCCGUUGCCACGGUGAUAGUGCGAGCCAAUCAGGUGUACGGAGAUUUCCUCAAAUCGAUGGAAGGUACCUUGUUCACUGGCCAGGUGUGUCUGAUAGGUGACUGUGUCGGAGGGAUCCUGGGCUUUGAUGCCCUCUGCAGCAGCAACAUCACUGUGUCUGAGAGCCAGAACAGUAGCAGGAGAGGGAGUGUAGUCAGCGUUCAGGACAACGAUUUGCUCUCGCCAGGCAUCAUCAUCAACAGUAGCCCCUCAGGCUCAGGCACAGGCUCAGGCUCGGGCUCAUGUUCUGGUUUGUCCCUGGAAGGCAGCCGUCACUUGAGCCGCAGCAACAUCGACAUCCCACGCUGCAGUGGUGCCGACGACCCCAAAAAACAGUUGCCCCGCAAGCGUAGCGACUCCUCCACCUACGAACUGGACACCAUCAAGCAGCACCAAGCCUUCCUGUCUAGUCUGCACUCCAGUGUUUUGAAGAAUGACCCUGGCUCUCGUCGGUCCAGUAACAGCACUAUGCUGGAAGGAGGUGGCGCUCUGGGAAAGUUUGAUUUUGAGGUGUCUGAUUUCUUCCUGUUUGGCUCUCCGCUGGGUUUGGUCCUUGCACUGAGGAAAACUGUGGUUCCUUCUUUAGAUGUGGCUCAUCUCCGUCCAGCCUGCCAGCAGGUGUAUAACCUGUUCCACCCUGCAGACCCGUCAGCUUCACGCCUUGAGCCGCUGCUGGAAAAGAAGUUCCACCUGCUGGCGCCCUUUAGCGUGCCACGGUACCAGCGUUUCCCUCUAGGUGAUGGCCACUCUGCCCUGUUGGUGGAUGCCCUUCAGAGCAACCCUCACCUCCUGCUGGAGAGUGGAGGCCGCUGCCAUGACGGCUUAGGCGAGACCUCCAUCCCCGUCCCCGUGCUCAACUGGCAGGCUGCGCCAGCCACGCCUGAGUCGGAUGUAAUGCAUUCUCACGGGGGAAUGUUCCUGGAGAACUCGUACCCCUCCUCUCCCGCAUCAGCGCCAGUAUCCCGCAUCAUUCGCAGACCCAGCGAGGUCAGCAUCGCUAGCCAGGUCUCCGGACUGGCCGAUAGUUACACUGCCUCCAAUAUUGCCAACACACAAGCAUGCCAUCUCAAUCAAUCCAAAAAGCUUAGCCUUUUGUCCCAGCUGGCCCUCCCUUAUAACAAAAUGUCCUCGAGAAGCCCAUCCCCGAAAGCCCGCUACAAGUUGCUCAGUAGCAGCGCGGCGGGCUCAGAUGAGGUGAGCUGCUUCGAGCCCUCCCCUCUCCCCGACUCCAGCCCUCCAUCGCAGAGCAUGCAGCUGGAUAUAGAGCAAGUCGCUGCUCGUUGGUGGGGGACAAAGCGCAUUGACUUUGCCCUUUACUGCCCUGAUGCCCUGACUGCCUUUCCCACCGUGGCUCUACCUCACCUGUUCCAUGCUUCCUACUGGGAGUCUACAGACGUCGUGUCCUUUCUGCUCAGACAGGUAAUGAGGCAUGAGAACUCCAGUAUUCUGGAGCUGGAUGGGAAGGAGGUUUCUGAAUUCACACCGUCCAAACCACGGGAGAAGUGGCUGAGGAAGAGAACGCAUGUUAAGAUCAGGAAUGUAACAGCGAACCAUCGUGUUAACGAUGGAGUCUUUACGGAGGACGGCACACAGGUGGUCACUGGCCGGUUCAUGUAUGGCCCAUUGGAUAUGGUCACUCUAACUGGAGAGAAGGUUGACAUCCACAUAAUGACACAACCUCCAUCAGGAGAGUGGGUGUACUUUGACACAGAGCUGACCAACAGCAGUGGACGUGUUUCUUACACAAUCCCAGAGAGCAAGAGGCUAGGGAUCGGCGUCUACCCAGUCAAAAUGGUGGUCAGAGGUGACCACACAUCUGCAGACAGCUACCUGACUGUGCUACCACGAACCACAGAGUUUGUAGUGUUCAGCAUUGAUGGCUCGUUUGCUGCCAGUGUGUCCAUUAUGGGCAGUGACCCUAAAGUGAGAGCUGGAGCAGUGGACGUUGUCAGGCACUGGCAGGACUUGGGCUACCUGAUUGUGUACGUGACGGGCCGUCCGGACAUGCAGAAGCAGCGAGUAGUGGCCUGGCUCUCACAGCACAAUUUCCCUCAUGGCAUUGUGUCCUUUUGUGAUGGUUUGGUGCAUGAUCCCCUUCGUCACAAAGCAAACUUCCUCAAGUCCCUAAUCUCUGAGGCGCAUAUGAAGAUCAUUGCUGCGUACGGCUCCACAAAGGACAUCUCUGUGUACACUUCACUCGGCCUGCCACCAUCUAACAUCUACAUUGUUGGCAGACCAACGAAAAAGUUGCAGCACCAGUGUCAGUUCAUCUCAGACGGUUAUGCGUCUCAUUUGUCAGAUCUAGAGUACAAUCAGCGCUCUCGACCAGCCAAGACGGGCAGCACACGCGUGACUCUGCGUAAGGGAAGCUUUGGUCUGGGUGCCAGCGGCGACUUUCUGCGCAAACGCAACCACUUGCUGCGCACCAUCUCCUCCCAGCCAGCCCCCACCUCCUCGGCCACGUCCUCCGGCCAUGGGGGUCGUCCAGAGCGUGCUCAGAGCCAAUCGGAGUUUGAUCGUGAACGGGCUGAUCGCGCACAGAGGAGCAUGAGCAUUGCGGCGGGAUGCUUUGGGCGUGCGGGGAAGAUGGAGGGAGGCGCCCUGAGCCCCAAGUAACCCUCCAUCAACUUGCCAUGUAUAACUGGGAGUCUUUUUUAUUUUAAAGGAAAGAUGGAUAGGGAAAAAUGACUCGGUGAGAGACUGGCACAGCUUUUCUAAUGUAGCAAGAGUGGCAUUGGGGAAAAAGAUUUUGUUCCCCUGAGGUAACACACCAUCCAGAAAUCUAAUGCCUUAUGCAUCGCUCUAGGUUUUUUGAACGCUGGUCCUUGCCUCCUCUCAGAUUGCCUGAAUGUACAAAGAAAGCAGAUGCUUGGGUUGUUCUGACUCCUCCAAUCCCCACCUGCAUCAUCAGAAAAGUGGAAGAAGUCUCCAACAUGUCAUCAUGAUGUCCACCAACGUUUUCCACCUGUAAAUAUGUGCCUCCAUCCUCACGUGCUCAGGGCAGCCGUGUAUGGACGAGUCGGCCAUGGUCACUCCCAGAAGCCACUUGUGUUAGCCACACCCAACCACUCUGCCAACUACUAACCCCUAGUUUCUUCCUGUUUUUACUGAACUGUUCUUGUGGAGAGGGUUCCCCUAAAAAGCCCGGCAGCAUUUGGCAAUAAGGACCCACCGUGUUGCAUCGUGUUUGGCACGCAGGUCAUCAGAGGCCUUACUUCUUAACAGCGUAUUACCACAUGAGCAUUAAACAUACACGGGGCGAGUGCUGCUCUGGGGCCGAAAAGUUGGCUUUUUUUUUUUUGACACUCAAUCUGUAAUUUGGCAACAAUCCCUUUAUCUGGCCAUCUGCUUGCAAUACCUCUUGGACAUCACUAGGGUGUCUAGUGCUCCUGAAAACUCUCAUCUCUCUGGUGCAGCAUGCCAUGUACAGACAGCCAAGUACGAAUCCUCCUGAGCCUCCACGCUUUCACGUUUCCUUAGCACCCUUCUCCUUCACCCCGGUUCUGGAGCAGAACCACUUCACUGCUCCUUUUCUCCAAAUGGUAUAAAUACACGAACGAGACAAUCGCAGUAGGCGCCUGUCCAUAUUUACAAAGUGUACAUUGGAGAAAUCCAUUUUUCUCCAGACACUCAAAGCGGCAUUUAGUCGUCUCCCGCCAAUUUGUGCACCUUUAGCGGACGAAUCAUAAGAGUAUACGGACGUCUGGGGACACUUGAUCCAACUGAUGGCCAAAAUCAUUUAUUUUCCAGAAGCUGUAGUUACUUAACUGUAUAACCUCAUUGUUCCUUUUGCACAAAGUCGAUAGUGGAGAACCUUGUUACCAUCUCAUGUGGCUACAUAUUGUUAUUGUGUAGUGCAUGAUCUUUAUUAAUAUAUGACAGGAUUCGAGUGCGUUGUGUGCACAGCUGUAGUAUUUAUCUCUAAUGUCAGGAUUAAGAAACGUGCCAAAAUUAGAACGAUCAUAGGAAUGACAAAUGAAACAAUAGGCUUUAUUGUUUUUGUUUUUUUUUUCCUUUGUAACAUACUACUGAGUAUUUGACCUGAGAGUGUGUGCGCGCGCUUGUGUGUGUGUGUGUAUAAUUUGAGCUGUAAAAACCUGUUUGAGUUCAUCUAUAACGUUUCUAAGAUUUAGAUCAUUUCAGGUCAACAUGAAGUCCUUUAAAAGUCUGUGCUCUAGCUUACUGUUCAUAUGUAAGUGAGAUGUAUAGAACUAUUGCAAGAUAUUCUUUUAAUCAUAAGCUGUGAUUUUACUUUUUGUUUUUAGAUUCAACGGCAUGAGUACGUUGUAGCCAAAUACUGUAUAAAGAUUUUUUUUUUUUUUUUUUUUUUUUGCUAUUUGUUAA